Trifolium pratense (red clover) is the source of this 911-nucleotide messenger RNA. Its product is annotated as probable glutathione S-transferase. Bases 90 to 755 code for a protein of 221 amino acids. Gene Ontology annotation, biological process: glutathione metabolic process. NCBI's taxonomy places the organism in Eukaryota, Viridiplantae, Streptophyta, Magnoliopsida, Fabales, Fabaceae. Gene Ontology annotation, cellular component: cytoplasm. The record is from RefSeq and is a predicted model, not a curated record. The transcript has 2 exons. Gene Ontology annotation, molecular function: glutathione transferase activity.
AUAAAAGCAACAAAACCUCAUAAAAAACAAAAACCAUACAAACACAAGUUGCUUGAUAAAACAUAAUUAAGAUUUGAAGUGUUGCAACAAUGGCUGCUAUUGAAGAAGAGUUGACUCUUUUGGGUUCUGUUGGAAGUCCAUUUGUGAUAAAGGUUGAAAUUGCUCUGAAAUUGAAGGGUAUUGAAUACAAAUAUGUGGAAGAAAAACUGGGUAAUUUGAGUGAAACACUUCUCAAUUAUAACCCAAUUUACAGGAUGGUUCCUGUAUUAGUUCACAAAGGAAAACCCAUUUCAGAAUCUCGUCUGAUUCUUGAGUAUAUUGAUGAGACUUGGAAUCAAAAUCCAAUCUUGUCAUCUGAUCCUUAUCAAAGAGCAUUGGAUCGUUUUUGGUCAAAGUUCAUUGAUGACAAGUGUGUGGUUCCUGCGGCGAAAACUAUUUUUAUUCCUGAUGAGAAAGAACGCGAGAAGGCUAUUGAAGAAUUAUAUGAGGCUUUACAGUUUCUUGAGAAUGAGUUGAAGGAUAAGUUUUUUGGAGGAGACAAGAUUGGCUUUGUGGAUAUUGCUGCUCUUUUCAUCCCUUUAUUUCAAGAAGUGGCAGAGAAGCAGUUAUUUACAAGUGAUAAAUUUCCCAAGCUACACAAAUGGAGUCAAGAUUUUUACAACCAUCCAGUCGUCAAAGAAACUAUGCCUUCAAAAGAACAACAAUUUGCGUAUUUUAAAGCUCGCGCUGCAAGCCUUGCUGCUCCAUCAAAAUAGAGUGAGACUUUGUUUGAACUUGUAAUGAAAUUUGUUUAAGUACUUGUUUUUGUUGAGUUUUUGAGUGUUUUAAUUUCGUUUCAAAUGGAAAAUACUAUAUGAUUCCCCCAUUCCAUUUUGUAACACAAUAAUAUUGUUGAAAGAAUAAUUCCUGAA